This is a messenger RNA of Cydia fagiglandana, 3839 nucleotides long. RefSeq names its product sodium-dependent serotonin transporter (gene Sert). Gene Ontology annotation, cellular component: neuron projection; plasma membrane. Gene Ontology annotation, molecular function: serotonin:sodium:chloride symporter activity; serotonin binding. The record is from RefSeq and is a predicted model, not a curated record. The coding region runs from base 1 to 1830 and encodes 609 amino acids. Lineage: Eukaryota; Metazoa; Arthropoda; Insecta; Lepidoptera; Tortricidae. The transcript is spliced from 12 exons. Gene Ontology annotation, biological process: sodium ion transmembrane transport; serotonin uptake.
AUGAUUGAUUACACACUGACACAGGGGGACAGUCCGGCACCGGAGCGGCGCUGCGCCGGCGACGAGCCGGACGACAUGCCACCGGACCCCCCGCCCGCCACCACCCCCAACGACGCCACCACCCCGCCGGCGGGCAAGGGCCGGGCGGUGGUGGUGUCGCUGACGCCGGCGCGGCAGCGCGAGACGUGGGCCAAGAAGGCGGAGUUCCUGCUCGCCGUCGUGGGCUUCGCCGUCGACCUCGGCAACGUCUGGCGCUUCCCUUACAUCUGCUACCAGAACGGAGGAGGUGCGUUCCUGAUCCCGUACUGCGUGAUGCUGCUGUUUGGGGGGUUGCCGCUGUUCUUCAUGGAGCUGGCGCUGGGGCAGUACCACCGCUGCGGCUGCCUCACGCUCUGGAAGCGCAUCUGCCCCGCCCUCAAAGGAGUCGGUUACGCGAUCUGCAUGAUCGACAUCUACAUGGGCAUGUACUACAACACCAUCAUCGGCUGGGCGGUGUACUACCUGGUGGCCUCCCUGGCCUCCAUCAACUCCGAGCUGCCCUGGACCAGCUGCGACAACCCCUGGAACACCCCGCUCUGCUCCCCCGUCACCGCGCAGCAAACUAACCCCAAUGCCUCCACCCCCGCCAAAGAGUUCUUUGAACGCAACGUGUUGGAGCAGCAGCGGUCCAACGGGCUGGACGACAUGGGCCCCAUCAAGCCGUCGCUAGCACUCUGCGUGUUCGGGGUCUUCGUGCUCGUCUACUUCUCGCUUUGGAAAGGCGUGCGCAGUGCCGGCAAGGUGGUGUGGGUGACAGCGCUGGCUCCGUACGUGGUCCUACUGAUCUUACUGGCGCGGGGAGUUACCCUGCCCGGCGCCACCGAGGGCAUCCGCUACUACCUCACUCCCGAAUGGCACAAGCUUAAAAACUCUAAGGUGUGGAUCGACGCGGCAUCGCAGAUCUUCUUUUCUCUGGGUCCGGGGUUCGGCACGCUGCUCGCGCUGUCUUCUUACAACAAGUUCAACAACAACUGCUACCGCGACGCGCUCGUCACCUCCUCCAUCAACUGCCUGACUAGUUUCCUUGCUGGUUUUGUCAUCUUUUCCGUCCUAGGGUACAUGGCGCACGUGCAGAACAAGAGCAUCGAGGAGGUGGGCCUGGAAGGCCCGGGGCUGGUGUUCAUCGUGUACCCCGAGGCCAUCGCCACCAUGACGGGCUCCGUCUUCUGGGCCAUCAUCUUCUUCCUCAUGCUCAUCACGCUGGGCCUGGACAGCACCUUCGGAGGUCUGGAGGCGGUAACGACGGCCCUCUGCGACGAGUACCCGCGCGCGCUGGGCCGUCACCGAGAGAUAUUUGUCGCUGUGCUAUUAUGCCUCAUCUACAUCUGCGCGUUACCCACCUGCACCUUUGGCGGCGUGUACCUGGUGGACCUGCUGAACGUGUACGGGCCGGGGCUGGCCAUCCUGUUCGUGGUGUUCGCGGAGGCGGCCGGCGUCUGCUGGGUGUACGGCGUGGGCCGCUUCUCGCAGGACGUCAAGACCAUGCUGGGACAUGAGCCGGGCUGGUUCUGGCGCGCCUGCUGGUCCUACAUCAGUCCCGUGUUCCUGCUGGUGCUGUUCGUGUUCUCGCUGCUGGCGCACGAGGAGAUGCUGGGCGGCGAGUACACGUACCCCGCCUGGUCCAUCCAGGUCGGCUGGCUGCUGACAGGGACCACCGUCUCCGCCAUCCCGGUCUACAUCAUCUACAAGUUCCUCAUCACACCAGGGAACUUCUACAACCGCGUCAAGACUAUCAUGAACCCGGAGGUGACGACGAUACCUCCAGCGGACGCGACGCUUUGCAGCCUGUGACGGGACCCGGCGCCGCCGCUUUACGCCAAGCCGCCCACCGAGUGGCUGGUGUGAGCCCCACAAACAAUAUCUUCUGGUUAGAUAAACGUGGCAGAUGGUACCCGACGAUAUUCACCUACCUUGUUAUGCAACAAAUUUUCCAUUAAAUAUGUGCAGGCGGAUCAAAGUAGGUAGGUAUAGUUAUAGUAUUAUGCUUCCUCGAAGUAUUAACCAGACCUCGAUAGAUUCCAGACCUAAUAUUCCCUUCCGCUAUCUUUGCUCUGACAUGAAUUUUUUUUUUUCACUUAUGUCGGUUGAUGGGACACCGAUUGUUGUCAUGAUCUGAAAUCGAUUGGGGUUAUCUAAUGGCGGUUAUCCAAUUCCCCUAUAAUUUUAUAAUUAAUUUAUACUCUAUUUACAAUAGGCCAUUACUAGCACUAGUCAACAUUUUAUUAAUCUCAUUUCAAUUUGGUUCGACUAAAUAUACAGUAGACCAACGAAAACAAAUCUUAUAGUGGGAUACUGAUCUGGUUAAUUAUUUACAUAGCGAUGUUAUAGCGUUGUGUUUAUAAGCUUAAUGAUUUAAGGCUUUAUCUGUAGUUUUAAAAUACACAUAAUGUUAACGAUUUUUAGCUACUCAUUGUAACGAACCAAAGAUAAUAUUUAAAUAAUAACUUUGUAAAAAUUUACUGCUUCUUAUAGAGAAAGUCGAAUUUAAGGAAAGUCAAACAUUGAUUGUAGCUGUAGGUGUAGGCAAGGUAAUCUGAGAUUUGAUGUUGUUUACCUCCGCUUCCGGAUACUUGUUGACACAACGGAAUAAGAUAAGGAAUUAUUAUUUUAUAUACAUUUUACUCAUCUCACGAGACGCCUGUAAAUAAGUAGUAGGUACGUGUUUUAAAAACAUACUCGAGAUACAUAUAUAAAUGUCAUAAGUCAUAGUCGUGUAAUAAUCUUUCUCAAAGUUAUAUUAUGUAUUAUGCAAGAAAAAUGUAUGACAUUUGAUAUAUUUACUAGAUCUAGGCGUAUAAAGUGUAUGUUGUGUAAAUAUGAUAUUAUGCUGGGAAGACUAUAACUGAAUUGUGCAAUACUAUUACUUCUUUGAAGUAUACUUUACGCGACAUAUUAUAAGCAAACCCCUUGUACAUAUUAAUGUAGGAAAUAUAAUUUCAAAUAGGUAUUGUACGUGCAUUUCUGUAUUCUCGGGCAAUGAAUACGGAGAUGCCGUUGCGUUAGUACAAAUAUUGGAUGUGUGUGUAUAUGUAUAGUACAUCUAUGUCAUAUAUGUGUAAUAAAAUAAUGACAACAAGUGUAAUGGGAUCACAUACUUAGCUUAGUAAAGUCUAGUCAACAUAGUCGUGUGCCGGACAACGUGUAAGAUUCUAGUAAUAUAAUUAAUAAUUAUCUAAUAAGUUUUAAAUAAACCAGAAUAAUUAAAUAGAACUAUAGCAACAUUAAAUUAUUAUUAAUAAUAUAAUUCCUUAUAAUAGGAUUAAUAAAGUUAAAAAUUAAAAAGUAGCGCUCAAAAGCUUCUUAUGUUUGAUAUUAUAACGUAUAUCACGAAAAAUACAUACUCACAAAAUAUUAUCGAAAUGAUAACGUAGAUAACUCUUACUAGCCUAAUGAACACUUAGGCAACAUAUUUGAACUUGAUCGAACCUCUCUGUUUGCUAGGUGAAUCGUUCCAUUUUCAUACAUAUAUCAUGUAAACAUUAAGCAUUUCUCUUACAUUUCAAGUACUUCUUAAUAUCGGUAGAGUUGUGAUUUCAUAUAUGUAUAUUUAAAUAAAUAAAUAUUAUAUAUAAUAUCGAUGACGUAGCGUGUUCACAAGUAAUAACAAAUAUACAUACGUAGCUUAAAUAACUUGUAGCUAUAUGUCUAAGUGUUUUUAUAAAAAAAAAUGAAAAUGUUCAUAUACCCACAGAGUAUAUUUUGAAGAUGAUUUGUAUGUUCUGUUAUAAGUGUUCGGAUAUAAGUAAGUAGGUAGUGGUGUGUUCAUAGUUCGUGUCGUGAUCGUGUCGUUGUCGUGUCGU